Molecule: messenger RNA, 1515 nt
Organism: Arctia plantaginis
Lineage: Eukaryota; Metazoa; Arthropoda; Insecta; Lepidoptera; Erebidae
Source: the annotation of a GenBank genome assembly
AUGAAAAAACAUCGUGGAAUACGAAAUCAUGUAUGCACAGUGUGCAAUAAAGGUUUCUAUGAAGUGUCCAAGCUUAAUGCCCAUAUGCGAGUGCACACUGGCGAACGUCCGUAUGAAUGCCAGUUCUGUUCCCGUCGUUUCGCCCAACAGUCUGCCCUCAUCUACCACCGACGUACCCACACGGGGGAGAAGCCGUACAGCUGCAAGCUAUGCUCAGCUCGGUUUACUACCUCCUCCGCGAGGAACAACCAUAUGGUUACGCAUACUGGUAAUAAAAGGUUCGUGUGCCCGGUGUGCUUCAAGGGCUGCACGUCGCGCACGGAGCUGCGCGUGCACACGAGCAAGCACACGGGCGAGAAGCUGUUCGCGUGCGAGCAGUGCGACCAGCGCUUCAGCUCCGCCUCCUACCUCGCCGUGCACCGCCGCUACCACACCGGCGAGAUGAAGUACCAGUGCGUCGUCUGCGGGAAAGGUUACAUAGAAUCAAGUUCAUAUAAAAAGCAUAUGAAGACCCACGACGUGAAGUCUGAGACGGAGUCGUCGAAUAACUCCGAGAAUAGCGCCGAGAACCAGUCGAAGGGUGAAUCCUGUUUGUCCGAAACGCAGCAGGCUGUCUCCGGUAAUGAUGAAAGCGGACAGGUGCAGGCACAAGUUACCACCGUUCAAGGUCAAGUUCAUAUUCAAGUACAAGGUGGCGACCAAGCUUUGCAAGUUCAAGGUCAAGGAGAAAAUGGAACACCACAGAAAAAGUACAAGUGCGCUUUUUGCGUUAAAACCUAUAUGUACCUACAUAAUCUUAAGAAGCAUAUGUUGUUACACACACAAGAACGCGCUCGGAAUUCGGAACAAAUUAUCUUUCUCCAACAACAGCAGCAACAGCCCCAACAACAGCAACAGACUCAGCAAGCUCAACAACAGCAGGUGCAGCAGCAGCAACAACAACAGGUGCAGCAGCAUCAACAACAACAACAUACGCAACAGUUGCAACAACAGCAACAAGUGCAAGUACAGCAGCAACAAGUUCAACAGCAACAGGUGCAACAACAAGUUCAGCAACAUCACCAGCAACAGCAGUUGCAGCAACAAGUGUUACAAGUGGGUAAUGUGCAACAACUCGCAGUACCGAUACAUGCGCAGCACGUGCAGCAAGGGAUAACGGUUUCGGGAGUUCAGGGCCAGCAUCCUUAUCCGGUGAUCUCGUCAGUGCAGUCACUGCAGUUACAGCAAACACAACAGCAACAGCCGCAGCAACUUCAAGUACAAACGAUACAAAUACACCCGCAACAUCAGCCGAUACAAAUUCAUGCGGUGGGGGUACAACAGGUUCAACAGCAACAAUUACACGUGGCUACUUCCUCUUGCCAGACAAUGUUACCCAACAUACUGCAGCUCCAGCCCGGUACGGUGGCAGUGUCGGGUCUGAGCCAGCCGGAGCUGGGCGGAGUCACGCACCGCAUCAUCCUGCAGCAGCAGCCUUCCGCCACGCACCCCGCCGUCUACACCAUACACCACUGA